AAUCAGUUCGAUUUGAAUCAAUGUAUAUUUGAUUUGGUAAGCAGUGUAGGGAUUUGACACUACUUUCAACAUCUGUUUAGUAUAAUUCUACAACGUGAAAGUCAAUCAUGUAAAACCGCAACAUAUAUCAAAUAUGGAAUGACAAAAGUAUACAGAAUUAACUUUAAGAUUAGUAGCUGAAUGAUGUCAUAAACAUGGCAAGUUCCUUGACAAUAUUGCGAGCAGUGUUCGUCCGUCUGUUAUUUGCAUGUCAUGGUCUUGUUUCAAUAUGGCGCCUUUAUUACGUCACCAAAGAUAGUCGAUACUGGUACCUGGCUACUUCAUUAGGGUUGCUCUUAGUAGAAACAACGAUCACAAUGGUAAAGAAACUUGGAAAAGAAUGGAAAUGGUUUUGCCCAAGUGUGUUUAUAUAUAUGACGAGCACUGUACCAGCCAUAUGGUUCCUUGAGUUACACGAGCUGGACUUGCGAAUUAAUCAUCAAAUAAGCACUAAUAACACUACAGCCUUUAACGAGACGUUGGAAGCCCUCAGUGCAAACUUAGGUAGCAUCCUAGGGAUUCAACUGGAAAUAAGGCUUCCAAUUCUGCUGUCUGCGGAUCAGUGGAUUCGUACUCUCGAACAAAUACUAUUGUUGAUACUAAUAGUGGGAAGAUGGUUACUUCCGAAAGGAAAAUUAACACAUGACCAGUUAUCUCAAUUGCUAUUGGUUUAUAUUGGUACUGCAGCAGAUAUCGUUGAAUUCUUUGAGGCUUUCAAAGAAGAGCAGGUCCGUUACAACAAACUUCUUUGUAUUAUUAUUCUUGGGCUAUGGUCAUUGAGCCUCAUUCAAUUCACUCUCGUUCUGACAGCUGCGAGAGCGAGACGAGAUCAAUCUGGUCUAGUAACAAGACAUUACGACAAGUUUCAAAAGACGGGUUGUUGUGCCGCUGAUGUGUAUGGGAUAUUUAUAUCAAUCAUUUUACAAGAUGCUCCUUUUCUUGUGCUGCGACUUUUGCUAAUAUUUAAGUACAAAGUUCUUAGCUACACAAAUAUGUUCUUCACUUCAAAGAAUUCAUUGGUGAUAGUUCUGUUACUGUAUCGUCUGAUAGUUGUUUACGUUGAACGGAAUAAUACGGAAGUUAGUGAUUCGACUGCUGAUUCGGAAGCACCUCGUCCGUUUAUGUCCAAGUAUACAGCACCUGGUGUUCCGAGAGGUUACAAAAGAAAGUUUAAUAAUACUAAUUCAUACUCAACAAACGAUAUGGAUAGUUUAAUGAAAAAGACACCUUCAAAUAAUAAAAUGUAUAACUGUGAAAGUUUACCGAGAAAGAAAACUCCAAAUAAUAAACAAAGCAUGAAUGAAAGUUUAAUGAAAACGAGGUUGCCACCAGAUAAUGGAGUUUAUAAAACUGAAAGUUUAAUGAAUACAAAGCUUCCAGAUAAAGUAGUUUAUAACAGUGAAAGUUUAAUGAAAAAGAAACCACCAAGCAAUGUUUUAUUCAACAGUGAACCAAAACUGUAUAAACUACGAGAAGAAAAUAUGUCAUGUGGACCAAACUAUCAUUUUGAACAAGUUUCGUCUAAAGUUUGACGAUACAACUUUUUUAGCUAUCAUAAUGUAUAUUUGUAGUCCUUCGUUGGUAUUAUACACACUUUUCAACAGUUUAAACAUAAAUAACCAUUCGUCAUUAAUACUGUCUACUAUAUAAUUAAUUUUUCUUCACACGAACAAGUUAUAUCAUAAUGUAAAAAUUUCUAAGUCGAUUUAAAAUUUAUUAGUUUAAUU
Mytilus californianus (California mussel) is the source of this 1766-nucleotide messenger RNA. Its product is annotated as transmembrane protein 26-like. The coding region runs from base 195 to 1571 and encodes 458 amino acids. The transcript has 5 exons. The record is from RefSeq and is a predicted model, not a curated record. Lineage: Eukaryota; Metazoa; Mollusca; Bivalvia; Mytilida; Mytilidae.